Hydatigera taeniaeformis is the source of this 1029-nucleotide messenger RNA. The record is from the annotation of a GenBank genome assembly. NCBI's taxonomy places the organism in Eukaryota, Metazoa, Platyhelminthes, Cestoda, Cyclophyllidea, Taeniidae.
AUGGCUGGUUCCCACAAGUCCCUUUUGAAGAUCGAGCCGAGCAAUGAGCUUGAUUUUUUCGGUCCUUUUGUGAAUGUUCAAUCAUCUAUCAUUAAGUUAACGAAUCCUUCCGAUGAUAGGAUAACGUUUAAGGUAAAGACUACGGUUCCAAAACGCUACUGUGUGCGUCCCAGUUGUGGCAUCGUUGAACCAUCAGAGACUGUUAAUGUAGCUGGUAAGAAAUUUGUGAAAAAAUCAUCCCUUAAAGUUAUGCUACAGCCUUUUGAUUGUGAUGGAGCUGAGAAGAACAAGCAUAAGUUUAUGAUCCAAUCCAUGGUUCUUGAUCGUGAACCUGAGGGCAGUUUGGAGCAAAUCUGGAGGGACGCCAGUAUUUCGCAAAUUACCGAUGCUCGCCUCAAAUGCACUCUUCGAAUGCCAGAUGACCUCUUGAAAUGCGAACCGGAAGAGCUUGUAUUUGAAGGUCCUGUUAGUGAGGCCUCUUCUUGCACUUUAACUGUGCAAAACACAUCUCCGAGGGAUGUUGUUUUUAAAGUCAAGACAAAUGCGCCCAAGCGAUACAUUGUUACGCCAAAUGAAGAUGUUAUUAAAGCCCGUGAAAUGAGAAUUAUUAAAGUGUCGACUGUUGCUGGUGUUGAAUCAAGCGGUGAAUCGCGAGAUCGAUUAGCUCUCUUAUCUGCUGUAGCAUCCGAAGAAAUGCCUCCUUCCCUUAGCCAAUUUUGGCAGCUGGUGGAUAAAGCUCGGGUUUCAGAGAAGUUCUUUACUUGUACCUUCCCAGGUCAAGACCAGCCUAGCGGCGCCGUGUUGACAGACACAAAUGAUCAGCUUGCUCUGGAGUUGGAGAAACUUCGCAAGGAAAAUGAGGAACUGAAGUGUCAGGCCGCAAUGAGAAAACUGGGUCGUGAAACGUCCUCCCAGGCAGUGGUAACUGCGGCACCGCCGUCAGGCGCCCUGGAGACCCUGCGGAUGAAUGUCCCACCGAUUAUUUACCUUCUCGUCACAUUCUUGUUUGCUCUCGCCGUGGGCAAAUUU